AUGAAGUUCAACCUCGGUACUACCAUCAUAGGACUUGUUCACAUCACCAACGUUGUGGCUGACACAUCUUCCCUCGUUGAUCCUCGCACCAGGUUCCCAGAUCGCUACAUACUCCCCAACCAGACCUUCCCAGGUCUUCAGUCAAACUGGAAUCCCCCCAUCGAUAGUGGAGAGCAGUCGUAUGUCGGGAAUGGGCGUCUCAAGGGGCGCAAAGCUUUGAUCACUGGCGGUGACUCUGGUAUCGGGCGAGCCGUUGCCAUUGCCUAUGCACGAGAGGGUGCCGACGUAACAAUCAACUAUCUUCCUGAAGAACAAUCAGAUGCAGAUCAAGUUCAGCGAUAUGUUGAGGAUUCCGGGGUUAAGUUCCACGGCAUCCCAGGAGAUCUGCGCAAUGAGACAUUCUGCACCGACCUUGUCCAGCAGGCUCAUGCAGCCAUGGGUGGGCUUGAUAUUCUCGUUAGCAACGCUGGCGUAGCCACCAACCAACCAAACAUUUCGAAAAUUUCAGGAGAGCAAAUCAGACGUACCUUUGAGACAAACGUCUAUGCUUCACUAUUCCUGACUCGUGCGGCCGCACCUCUUAUGCCAGGAGGAUCCAGCAUCAUGUUCACUGCUUCUACCACCGGACGUCUCGCCGUGCCCUAUCUCGUCGAUUAUUCUGCCACCAAGGCCGCUCUUGUUUCGAUGGCACGAACUAUUGGCGUUCAGUUAGCUCCCAGGGGCAUCCGUGUUAACGCCAUUGCCCCAGGAAUGACCUAUACCAACUUUCUUACCAGUCAAGGGCAGACUCAGGAGUCAGUUGAAGCGUUUGCUACCGCAUUUUUGCCUCUUGGACGCCUUCAGCAGCCCGUCGAAGUUUCCCCUCUAUAUGUUUUGGUUGCUGCAGGUGAAAACACUGCAUCGAUCGGAAGCGUCUACUCUUCCAAUGGUGGAGAUACCGGGUUCUAA
Clonostachys rhizophaga is the source of this 948-nucleotide messenger RNA. The record is from the annotation of a GenBank genome assembly. NCBI's taxonomy places the organism in Eukaryota, Fungi, Ascomycota, Sordariomycetes, Hypocreales, Bionectriaceae.